This is a messenger RNA of Parnassius apollo (apollo), 1164 nucleotides long. NCBI's taxonomy places the organism in Eukaryota, Metazoa, Arthropoda, Insecta, Lepidoptera, Papilionidae. The record is from the annotation of a GenBank genome assembly.
AUGGAACAAAGAAGAUUGCGCAAAGGGCCGCUGCCUGGAGGUCGCCAGGGCGCGUCUGGAGCUGGCGCUGGACGCGAUAGCAUGCGAACCGCCAGAAAAGCGCGAGGUGCUGCACGACCACCCAGCAGCCCCUCGCAUCCAUCAUCCCCACCAGCUUGCUUGGUGUCGGCAGGGUCUUCGCAGGCCCAGCAAUCGGCACCCGCCACUGGUGGAGUACGCCGCAUGCGAUGGACCAUCAAUAUGAAUACAAACGCAUUGCGGGCGUAUUUUAGGGCGAAAGGGGGAGAAAUUGGAGGUUUCGCGUAUCGGGCUAGGAUGCAUCGUCUUUUUACUGAGCUGGAGCCAUCUAUUACUGUCACCGAGCAAAACCUGGCAGACCGAGUUCGGUAUAUCUUACGCUCAAAUAUAUUUGAUGGCGCCGAACUCGAACGGCUACGACGUGAGGCUGUUCCCUCAUCAAAUGAAAACUCUACGACUGAGGGUGCGGUGCCACAAGUUGCAGAACAACCCGCAUAUAUGGAUGCCGCCGUGAAUACCCCAGUGGUUGCUGAUUCAAAUGAUGAUGGAACAUUCACCCAGGAACUAGAAAUAGAGCAAAUGAUGAGUACAUUGGAAGAGGCGAUUACGGAAACGCGCAGUACACCUCCCGAAAACCGACCACGACUUCCCCGCAUAGCCCUAAGCAAGCGAAAUCGGGCUGUCGUGAGGGCUCUGAACCCAAUGCUGGUGACCUAUUUGGAAGCCAGCCGGGACCUUUGCGAGACGGACUCAAUUCUCUUUGGCGCCGCACUGGCAGUCUGCCGUAUUAUAGGCGCCAAACUUUCCACGGCUGGACACAUUACUGGACAAAGUAGUGCUUUCCCAGCCUGGAGAACAAGAAUUGAAGAACGUAUCGCAAAGGCUAGGGCCCUCAUCGGCAGACUGAUAUGCUUCAGGUCAGGCAAUACCAGGCCAAGGAUUGUGCGCACCGUCAGGAUGGCGUUUGCUGGGACAAAUGUUAGUUUGUCCCAGCCGGAUAUAAUGCAAAAACUGACGGAGCGCAUAGAUGACCUGAAGCAGAGAAUCGCUGCUUGGGGAAAGCGAAUUCGGCGAUAUACCGAGAGGUCGACACGGUUCAACCAGAAUCGUCUCUUGCAGAGUGAUCAGAAGAGGCUCUAUAAAUGA